AUGGGCCGCAGUAUGCAUCUCAAGAGUUUCAGAGACUCAGCCAAACCUGGGAAUUUGAACACAGGACAUCCUCACCUGGGUAUGCCCAGAGCAAUGUCGUCUAGAGCUGCUGCUGAGAGGUCGGGGUUGAGCUGGAAGGGAAGCGGCACGACGGAGACGGGCAUCAACGCAGACUCCCCACCUCUGCAUCGGCAUCCCCCCGGCGUCCGCGGACUGUCACGUCGGUCCAUUGAGGACAGAAGAGAACCAGUCAGUAUGAUGACAGUGAGUGGGAUCCUGUUCAGCUUCCUGCUCAGCACAGCUCUCUGUGCCCCUGUGAAAGUUAAAGAGGAGACAAACACCUUGUUCCAUGGGGACGACUUCCACAUCUUGCUGCCCUCCCAGGGGGCGGAGGUCACCUUCCGGUCCAGUUCAGCUCCACGGGCAACAGACGUGAUCCUGAUGCGGGACGGCAAUGUGGUCAGCACCAGGGCCAAGCUCAACCAGUACCUAAGCCAUCUCAUCCUGGAUGCUGUCGGCGAGGCAGAUGAGGGCGUGUACACUGUGAAGAACCCCGAGACACCGGACGACAUCCGGAGCAUUUCACUUAUUGUUCGAGAUUGCUCCAAUGAACAGAACGUUAAAUAUGGAGACAACUUCCACAUCCAGCUGUUAGGAGUGAUGACUCCCAUCUCCCUGGAGUACAAACCCAGUGCUGUGGAGGCCACCCAGACAUCUAGGCCUGCUCUGGUGCUGCUGACCAGCACAGGGCUGCCCAGGGGGGGCUACCAUGGCCGUUUCAGCGUCAACGACCGCCAUGUCACCCUCAACACUGUCACCGGUGCUGACGAGGGCAGCUAUACUGUCAGGGAUGCCGAGGGGAAGAUCCAGAGGAAAGUGUGCCUCAAUGUCAAAGAGCACCAGAACUUUGAGCGCGUUCCGUAUGGGGAGACAAUGAAGAUCCACCUGAUCCUCAACAGCUCCUUGGUCAAACUCAACUACAUUCCCGACUAUGACCACAAACCCCGCCUGCUGAUGGACAAGGGAGAGUUCACCAGUGCCCAAACCGACCUGGGUCUGGAGGGGCGUCUCUCUCUGGACGGUUCUGUGGUGCUUCUGGAGCGGGUCAAGCGCUCAGACGCGGGCGAGUUUGAGGUGACGGAUAUACUGGGCUUCCACGUCACCACGGCCUACCUGGAAGUCGAGCGUAAGUAAGAAAGGAUGGGCAGGGAAGGGAAAGAGGAGAGGAUGGGGAGGGGAACAGGAUAAGGGAGAGAGGUCUGAGAAAUGGCUGAUUAAUUCACAAACGCGGCACAAAAGAACCCCAAACGGUCGUGAAAUUGUACAUUUCUGGGAGAAUGUUCAUAUGGUUAUUAAUGAAAUCCUGGGCUAUGAUACACCUAUAGUAUGUAAUGUAUUAUACUGUACUUUGCUAAUAUGACAGGAGAUAUUGUGUUAAGAGAGGACACAUAUUUGUUGAAAAUCUUGUUGGCAGCUUGUGUAAAAAGGCCAUUAUGGAAAGAUGGGACAAGGCAGAACCACCAACACAGGAUGAAUGGCUAAAAAUAGUGACAGCAGUAUAUGAUAUGGAACCGUUAACUCGCAGGAUAAGAACUCGACGAACGAUGUCGAGAGAAAUGGGAGAAAUGGAUGGUGUUUACAUGUCAACGACUAGAUAAGUGAAUGGUGCGCUGAAUAUGUCACAAAAAUGUGUGGACUUUUUGGUUUUGUUUGGUUUUGUUUUCUUUGGUGUGUCUUUGUUUAAUGGAAAAACAAGUAUUAAAACAAAAAA
This is a messenger RNA of Lampris incognitus (smalleye Pacific opah), 1771 nucleotides long. RefSeq lists its product as uncharacterized. Bases 1 to 1194 code for a protein of 397 amino acids. The record is from RefSeq and is a predicted model, not a curated record. Lineage: Eukaryota; Metazoa; Chordata; Actinopteri; Lampriformes; Lampridae. The transcript is spliced from 9 exons.